This is a messenger RNA of Lipotes vexillifer (Yangtze River dolphin), 939 nucleotides long. RefSeq names its product TNF receptor-associated factor 6-like. The record is from RefSeq and is a predicted model, not a curated record. Gene Ontology annotation, biological process: protein ubiquitination; lipopolysaccharide-mediated signaling pathway; innate immune response. The transcript has 6 exons. Gene Ontology annotation, cellular component: plasma membrane signaling receptor complex. Gene Ontology annotation, molecular function: tumor necrosis factor receptor binding; zinc ion binding; ubiquitin protein ligase activity. Lineage: Eukaryota; Metazoa; Chordata; Mammalia; Artiodactyla; Lipotidae. The annotation marks the transcript as partial.
GGUUGGGGCUCGGGCUUCCGGGGGAUUCAGUAACGGCGGCCUUCAGGUCAAGAGGCUGGCGUUCUGGCCCCCUCGGCUUGGAGUGCGGUGCCUUUCUCUCCUGGCACCUUGGCUGAGUGGAGUCCUGCGGCCGGGCGUAGUCGGCGGCCCAGCGGACCGGAGUGAGCAGUCGAUAAUCACCUUACUAUGAGUCUGCUACACUGUGAAAACAGCUGUGGAUCCAGCCAGUCUGAGAGCGACUGCUGUGCUGCCAUGGCCGCCAGCUCCUGUGGUGCUGCAGCAAAAGAUGACAGUGUGAGUGGAACUGCCAGCACAGUGAAUCUUUCCAGCUCUUUUAUGGAAGAGAUCCAGGGAUAUGACGUGGAAUUUGACCCACCCCUGGAAAGCAAGUAUGAAUGCCCCAUCUGCUUGAUGGCAUUACGGGAAGCAGUGCAAACACCAUGCGGCCACAGGUUCUGCAAAGCCUGCAUCAUCAAAUCAAUAAGGGAUGCAGGUCACAAAUGUCCAGUUGACAAUGAAAUACUGCUGGAAAAUCAACUAUUUCCUGACAAUUUUGCAAAACGAGAGAUUCUUUCUCUGAUGGUGAAGUGUCCAAAUGAAGGUUGUCUGCACAAGAUGGAGCUGAGGCAUCUUGAGGAUCAUCGAGCACAUUGUGAGUUUGCUCUUAUGAAUUGUCCCCAAUGCCAUCGUCCCUUCCAAAAAUGCCAACUUAAUAUUCACAUUGUCAAGGAGUGUCCAAGGAGACAGGUUUCUUGUGUAAACUGUGCUGUAUCGAUGGCAUUUGAAGAUAAAGAGAUUCAUGACCAGAACUGUCCUUUGGCAAAUGUCAUCUGUGAAUACUGCAACACCAUGCUCAUCAGAGAACAGAUUCAUGACCAGAACUGUCCUUUGGCAAAUGUCAUCUGUGAAUACUGCAACACCAUGCUCAUCAGAGAACAG